Messenger RNA from Brassica rapa (field mustard), 4865 nucleotides. RefSeq lists its product as uncharacterized. The record is from RefSeq and is a predicted model, not a curated record. NCBI's taxonomy places the organism in Eukaryota, Viridiplantae, Streptophyta, Magnoliopsida, Brassicales, Brassicaceae.
AAUUCAAUACAAUUUACUUUCAUAUAAAUAUUAAUUGUCAAUUACACUAAUUUUUUUUUGAUCAAAUGCACUAAUCUUAUUUAUCUAAAACUGUUGAUUAAAUAUAUAUAAUUAAUAAGAACAUAAAUACAUUUCUAACAUUUUUAAUAUAUGUGAAAAUGUCAAAGUGACAAUUCUUAAUAAAACAGAAAGAAUAUUAUUAAACAAUCAUAAGGAUAUGAAACUACCUCAAUUAGAUAAAUCACAUAUUUGAAGUUCGAGUCUCCAAACGAUUAUAAAAAAUUACAGAGUAUUGAUGUAGAACCAUAAAUAGUCUCGAAUACUAUGAAAAGUUAUUUAUAGUUAAGUAUGGUAUGUAUAUAUAACUGUCUGUUAUAGAAUUGUGGGAUCAUUAUAUGUGGACUUCUCCAUCAUAUUGAUUAUGAUGUAGAUAAUUGGUUUUAGUAAUUUGCAAUAUGAUGAGACUAACUAUUUCUGAUAUAAGAGACUGACAAAAAUAAAAUGAAAGGCAGCAAGUUAAUAGAUUCAGAGUGCUUUUCUUUUGCUAAGUACAAAUUCAGAGUGGUCGCCUUUAAUUAUUAACAAACUCAACAUAAAGAGAGUAAUAAAACAUACGUAUACUACUAAUCAGCAUAAUUAAAUUUGAAAGUUGAAACCACACAAACACCAGUAAUAUAAUUUGUCAAUCCAUCGACAUUUUAGUAUACAGCACUAUUUAGCACUAACACAAACUUAAUUAAAUCAUCAUUCGCAUCAUCAUAUAGCCAUGGUAUAUACGUGUAUAGAUAAAAUAUAUUUAGAAAGAUUACACAUAACAUGCAUGGAAUGCAUAUAUAUUAACAUAUCAAUUUUGUUUUUUUUUUUAAAAUCAUUUGAUGUCAAAAAAAAAAUCAUCUGCUUCUUGUUCUCUCUGUAUUUAUGUUUCAAAUCUGAAAAGUUUGAUAAUGAUAUCUUAACAUUUUUACCAAAAAAAAAAUAGUUCAGAUGGCUAUGUUUAGAAACGCUUAGUUUGAUAUAUAUAGUUUAUAAUACCAAAAACAGUUCUUAGGAAAUUAGUAUUUUAAAAUGUUUAAUUAAGUUAUUAUUUUUCCUUUAAAAUCUUGUGUUACUUAUAUAUAUAUAUAUAUAAUUUGACUAUUUAUGGCUAAGUGAUUUUUAAAAUAGCUAAAUUCAAAUUAAAAAGCUUUUUAUGAAAUGAAUAGUUUAACUUAUGUGAUUUUUCAUAUGUUCAUGAAUGAUAAAGUAUCAACUCUAACCUCUCUUUCAUCUUAUAUAUUUAAUUUUUUUAUGUAUUUAUUAAAAUAUAUGCUUAGGUUAUAAUAUUAUUAAAGAAAAAGUCAAAAUAUACAAUAUUAUGAUAUGGUGGGAGAUUAGUGGCCAAUAAGUCCUUAUCUGACUUCUCAUUCCCCUUCUAUAUUUUUAUAGUAACAUUUAUGAAAUGCAGUUUAUACUAAUAGCUAAAGUUUAAACAUUUUGUUUCUGUCAUUUCUGCUAUCAUUGUAUAUAAGAAAUGCAUUGUUAAUAUAUAUGGUCACAUAUUAAUUAAAUAAUUAAAGCAAGUACACAUUCCUAGUGGUUCGACUACACCAAUGGGUUAAGAUGAAGACGAAUGUGGAUAAUAUUGUAUAAAAUAUACAGUAAUACUCUAUAUGGGAUACUUCAAUCGGAUUUGACAGUGAGAUAGUUUUUCUUCUUCUUUUUUGUCAACAAGCAUACUUUAUUUCCUGAUAUAGUAUUAUAGUUUAGUAACAAAAGUCAUUAGUAUUACAUAUAAAGCUAUAAAUUUAAAUCAGUUAACCCUAGCAUGCUAAAACAUGUUAUACGUCUUUUAGUAUAUGUAAUAAGGGCUGUUCAUGAGAAAUGAAUUGAAAGACUUCAAACCAAAAACAUGUAUGGAUCAUGAAAAACAGAAUGUUUGAGAAAAUCUUUAUUUUUCUACCUUUUUUAGAAAUUAGGUUUGUAACUAUAUAUACUGAUGAAGAUUUUGUAAGGAUUACGGGAAAGGUGAAUUUGAUCAAACCUUAAGGGUUUGGUUUGCAAACCGAUGAGAGUAGUUUAGGAAUCACUUUUUUUCAAACAGAGACGCAUUCUUUGUAAAUAUGUUUUUUUAUCUGAAUAAAUUUAACAUUCAUUCAAACAAUUUUAUUUUGUAAAAUAAUUGGUCCAUUAUUGUAGCAAGCUCAAGCUUCUCUUACUUGUACCCAAUGCCGAUCGUUCUCAUUUGGUAUUGUUCAAGCCACUAUAUAGCUUCUCAAAAAAAAAGCCACUAUAUAUAGGAUUUUUUUGUUUAAGGGUUUGCCACUAUAUAUAUGAUAUAUUAAUCGAACAAGCAGAUAAGAUCUAUCAAUAUAUGAACAUAUAUCGUUAUAGUGAUUGACAUGGAUUUGGAACACUUUAAUCUCAUUCUUGGUCGAUUCCAAGUCUUCCUAAUCUAUAACUUGCAGUUUGUUUCAUCAACAACGCAACAUAAGCUUUUUCAAAAAAAAAAACAACAACGCAACAUAAGCUUUAAGAAAAACAAAAACAAAAACAAAAACAACAACGCAACAUAAGUUUAACUGUGAGUUUUUGUCUACACGCCUUGAUGAAGCCAGAUUUAUCUUCAUACUGCAUUCGUAUUCUUCGACUUGCCAUAUAUACCGGAUAGAAAGUUCUAACAUUUCCUGUUACAAAAAAAAAAACAAAAAAGUUCUAACAUUUCAUGCAUCGACCACUAAGUUCUUGACUAUCUUGAUACCAGAGUUUUAAGCUCCUCUAAAAGUUCAUGCAGUAGAACAUUUGUCUUAACCGAAUUUUGUUUAAGGAAGUAAUAAAAAUUCUUAUUAAAUAUCUAUACUCUUCUUGCAAAGGUGUAAUAUAAAUUUGUAGAUUGGUAUAGGUUAAAAAGACUAGUAAUGUGAUUCCAAAGGAAAAAUCACAAGUAGUUGUUUCGAUAUACAACACAACCAGUAUAGUUGCUCCAAAAAAAAUUACAACACAACUAGUACUGUGAUUUCAAACCAAAUUAUAUAUGAUACAUUUGACUCAUAGGAAUCCAAUAUAUAUUGGUCGGUAAUUUUUUAAACGAAUGAUGACUAGUUUAAUUAGCAUAAUAAGUUAAUAACUAAUACUAAUGGAGGGCUCAACAUUAUUUAUAUUUUAUCACAUGGUUGCAAUUGCAUAAUGUCUUAAGAGCCGACCUUAAAGCGAAGGCCACCAUUUUAGAUAACGCCUCCUUCUAGUUUGAUCUUAUUAAUAUUAUGUUUUUUGUCACCCACUCGUUUCAUUAUACUGUAGUUAGAUAACUCUGUUAGUCAAGCCAACUAAUGUAAUUGUUAAGCUCGAUGCAUUGUUUUUCUCACUCACUAAUAAAUACAUUAUCAUAAACACCUAAACAUGUACUACUAUCUUGUUUUCUUUUGAAAAGCGUAAACCAUUUUUUUUGAAUUGUUGAUGAAAGCGUAAACCAACUUGUGGCUUAAAUAAGUUUGAUUAGUGCUACCAUGUUCUUGAUUUCUUUUGUAACUGAGGUUUAAGUGCUUAAAACAUUAUCAUAGACGACUAUAAAUAUAAUUUUGUUUUAAGGGCAAACCAACUUGUGGCUUAAUAACGAUACUCUUUUGUUUUUUGUUCUGCCAAAGUAUAUGAAAGCCAUUUUUGAUAUUAAAUUUCUCUUUUUUUUUCCUCAACUCCUUCAUUUAAAAAAUAUAAAUAUAAAUAAUAAAAAAGUGUUGAUAAUUCAUGUGCCUAAUGUAGGUUUAACACGUAGUGCGAGGUGUGUUUUAAAUCAUUACUAUCAUGAAAACACCAAAUACUAGACUUGCACUCGACGAAAUUAAAGAAAUAUCUUAAAAAUGAUAGGAGUAUGUUUUUAUAUACAUUUUUUUACGUCGAGAACUUUUAUCUAAAUAAGGAUCCUUUGAUCGGGCAUAAGGCUUCAAUUUACACAUAAAAAAUUAUUAGGCUUUGAAUUUUAAUUUACUACUUAAAUUUUGUAAGAAAUAUACCUAUACAGUUGUAUUAAUAAUGGCACUAAAUACUGAUAAACUUUCUAUUACAAAUAUAAUUGGAAUAGUUUUUUUUGUAACAAAUUUGGAAUAGUUUACUUUCAACUAUUCUCUAUGUCAGAUAAAUAAUCAAUUAAAGAAAGGAAAACAAAGAAAGGAAAAAAGGUGAAUGAGCAUGGAGAAGCAUUAUGAUGACAAUGGAAUGAUAACAAAACGGUCAUAAAGCAUGAGUCGUUUCUCUAUAAAUAACGACAUUACUCUUCAUCAUUAGUUCAUAACCAAGUUCAUCUUAAUUUACUUAUUAUUUUCAACACACUUAAUUAGUUCUUCUUUGGUUUUAGUAUAAUUAACAUAAUAAAAUGUCGUCUAUUGGAGCAAACUACGCACAACUACAAGUUAUGCAGAAGAAGCAGAAGGACAAGAUGAUGAAGAAGAGACUCGAGAAGGAGAAAGAUGGCGGCAGCAUAGACGGUGGAGAGGGAGACAGAGUUUCUUCCGCUGCCACUGGAAAGAGUGGUAAUAGAAUAUUUCCGGUCAAGUCUUCUCAAUCGACGACUUACGAGGAAGAAGUAGAAAGACACCAGUAAUUGUGAGAUUUGUCUUCUGUUUAGCAAGACUUGUGUCUCAUCAUCUUUUCUUUUAUGUCUUUGUGUGUGUGGUGUGAAGUGUGAUAUAAGUGGUCGCCUUUGUGUCUAGGUUUUUAAGUUACGUAAUUUGUGCAGGUUUGCUUUGUUGGGUGUUGAUGUUGGUAAGUUGCAUUAAAAAUUAUCUGUUGAAUGUUGAUGUUGGUAAAUUGUAUUUUUUUCGUAUAUGUAUGUUCAACCAACUUGUAGAAUAGUUAUCUGUCGACAAUUUCUUUUUUUUUUCGUUGAUGUUCAA